Fusarium coffeatum is the source of this 921-nucleotide messenger RNA. RefSeq lists its product as uncharacterized. The record is from RefSeq and is a predicted model, not a curated record. The transcript has a single exon. Lineage: Eukaryota; Fungi; Ascomycota; Sordariomycetes; Hypocreales; Nectriaceae. Bases 1 to 921 code for a protein of 306 amino acids.
AUGUCUCCCCUCGAAUACUUCCUCAUCGCAGGCGCCACAGGCCGUCAGGGCGGUGCAACAGUAGAUGCCCUCCUCAACCAUCCUGAUAUCAAUAUCAACCCCAAGCAAGUAUACGCUCUCACCCGCCAAGCAUAUGGCUCAGGAGCUGUUAAGCUUCGCGCAAAGUACGGCGAUAUCAAUAUAAUCGCCGGUGACUUGAACGAUCCUGAAGCCAUCUUCCAGCAGCUCGACAAGUCCAUUCUUCCCAUGACUGGGAUCUACCUCGCUCAAGCCCACGGGCCAACAGAAGUCUCUGACGCAAAGGGUUUCAUCGAUUCUGCCGCUAGUAAUCGAGUUCCUUACUUUGUCUACUCGUCUGUCGACCGUGGUGGUCAUGAACUCAGUGACAAGGAUCCUUCGUACUGCAAGACCUUCUCUGACAAGUUCCUCAUCGAAAAGCAUCUCAUAGACGUAUGCUCCAGCAACAAAAUGGACUACACCAUCAUCCGUCCAACCUGGUUCGCUGAUAACGCCUGGUGGGGGUUCCCAGGCGCACUUUGCAUGACAGGCUGGAAGGUGAACAUGGCCGGAAAGAAGAUGCAGGUCACCGUGACCAAGGAUAUCGGCAGAUGGGCUGUUGAGGCUCUUCUCCAGCCUGACAAGCGUAGUAUUCGGAAUGAGGCUCUGAGCAUUGCUAGCGAAGAGCUCAGUUUCAAAGAGGUUGAUGACAUCUUUAUCAAAUACACCGGCAAAGGCGUGCCGGUCACCUACAGUCUUUUGACCCGCCUUCUGAUCUGGCUGAGUAAGGACUUGAACACCAUGUUUGGGUUUAUUGGGGAGAGGGCUUACGGUGCUGAUAUACCCUGGUUGAGGUCUCAGUUGAAGCCGACCACUUUUGAGGAGUAUGUCAAGAGUGAUGUUCCGACGGCAGGAAAGGUUUAG